Molecule: messenger RNA, 1845 nt
Organism: Eruca vesicaria subsp. sativa (arugula)
Lineage: Eukaryota; Viridiplantae; Streptophyta; Magnoliopsida; Brassicales; Brassicaceae
Source: the annotation of a GenBank genome assembly
UUACCAUUUUGUAUAUUUUCCUUCAUCAUUUUCUCUCUUUCUCCAGAAUUGCAUAAGCGAAUAAUCACUAUACACAUUUUUUAAUCCAGUUUGAAAUAUUUCUACCUAAAAUGACGGAGAAAACAAACAACAUAGAAAUGGAUCAAGAAAGAUUAACGGCGGAGAUGGCGUUCCGAGAUUCUUCAUCCGCCGUUAUACGAAUCCAAAGACAUUUGCCGGAUUUAUUAACGUCUGUUAAGCUUAAGUACGUGAAGCUUGGACUUCACAACUCAUGCAACUUCACCACCUUUCUCUUCUUCCUCAUCAUUCUCCCCUUAACCGGAACCGUCCUGGUUCAGCUAACCGGCCUAACUUUGGAUACAUUCUCCGAGCUUUGGUCUAAUCGGGGGCUCCAACUCGAGGGAUCAACAAGACUCACCUGCUCCUUUUUCCUCUGCUUCGCUUUGACCCUCUACGUGACUAACCGGUCUAAACCGGUUUACCUAGUGGAUUUCUCCUGCUACAAACCGGAAGACGAGCGCAAAAUGUCCGUGGAUUCGUUCUUGAAGAUGACGGAGGAAAACGGAGCGUUCACCGAUGACUCGGUUCAGUUCCAGCAAAGAAUCUCGAACCGGGCCGGUUUAGGAGACGAAACCUAUCUACCACGUGGCAUAACCUCAACUCCCCCGAAGCUAAACAUGUCGGAGGCACGUGCUGAAGCUGAAGCCGUUAUGUUCGGAGCACUAGAUUCCCUUUUCGAGAAAACCGGAAUUAAACCGGCUGAAAUAGGAAUCUUGAUCGUAAACUGCAGCUUAUUCAAUCCGACGCCGUCUCUAUCGUCGAUGAUUGUGAACCACUACAAGAUGAGAGAAGACAUCAAAAGCUACAACCUUGGAGGAAUGGGCUGUUCCGCGGGAUUAAUCUCAAUCGAUCUAGCCAACAGUCUCCUCAAAGCAAACCCUAACUCUUACGCUGUCGUGGUUAGCACGGAAAACAUAACCCUAAACUGGUAUUUUGGUAACGACAGGUCAAUGCUUCUAUGCAACUGCAUCUUCCGAAUGGGAGGCGCAGCGAUUCUCCUCUCUAACCGCAGACAAGACCGGUCUAAGUCAAAGUACGAGUUAGUUAACGUCGUGCGGACGCAUAAAGGAUCAGACGACAAGAACUACAAUUGCGUGUACCAGAAGGAAGACGAGAGAGGAACGAUCGGUGUUUCUUUAUCUAAGGAGCUUAUGUCCGUGGCGGGAGAUGCUUUAAAAACAAACAUCACGACGUUAGGACCGAUGGUCCUUCCAUUGUCGGAACAGUUAAUGUUUUUGAUUUCGUUGGCCAAAAGGAAGCUGUUCAAACUCAAAGUGAAGCCGUACAUUCCUGAUUUCAAGCUAGCUUUUGAGCAUUUCUGUAUACACGCAGGGGGUAGAGCGGUUCUUGACGAGGUUCAGAAGAAUCUUGAUCUUAAAGAUUGGCAUAUGGAGCCUUCUAGGAUGACUUUGCACCGGUUUGGUAACACUUCGAGUAGUUCGUUGUGGUAUGAGAUGGCUUAUACCGAAGCUAAGGGUCGGGUUAAAACAGGUGAUCGACUUUGGCAGAUUGCGUUUGGGUCUGGUUUCAAGUGUAACAGUGCUGUUUGGAAAGCGUUACGAGCGGUUUCGACGGAGGAGAUGACGGGUAAUGCGUGGGCUGGUUCGAUUGAGGAUUAUCCGGUGAAGACUGUGCAAUGAUUGGUUGGACCGGUUGGGUGGAGUAUAGUGAUCUGUCUUAUUAUGUAAUUGUUGUCUACUUCUUGAUGUUAUUAUAUAUUUUUAUGUAAGUAAGCUGUCAAAUGAAGAUUAUAAUUUAAUUAAUUCUACAAAUGUGUGUUUGGUA